AAUUUAAAUCCAAAUAGUAAUAGAAAUUUAGAUCUGCAAAUUUUAAAAAUAUUUCACGCGGUUUUCCUAGAGCGAUUGAAAACACUCUCGUCCCUCCUUUCCGAAUUUUGUCAACCAAAUCGGUUGCAAUUUUAGAAGGUAGAGCUUCUGAUCUGCACUUAAGUCUGCAUUUUUACAUAAUAAUUCAUAUCAGAUCCGCAAAGGAAGAGAUCCAUUUUAGUAGUCUUUGCAUGUGCAGUAAAUUUUUUAUAAAAAGGCUGAAAGGUACCGGGGUUAUCUGCUUCAGAGCAGUGUGCUCUUAUGUAUAACAGAAGAAGUUCCGAUCAUCAUUUGCAAAGUUGAAAAGCAAGGACAAAAAUGGGUGAUUUCAAUUUGGCUUUGAUUGUAGUAGCAGCAGUAGUGUGUGUCCUUGUUUUUCUUUUCAAUAUCUACCUGCUUAUAAAUUUUCAACAUCCUGAUGACCUUAAUCAAGCAUAUUUUCCAAAGCUAGUGGUAGUUCUUGGCCUUUCAGUCGCCGAAAUCUCCAUUCUGAUGUUGCCAGCAGACGUAGCAAAUCAACAUGCUUGCAGCCAUGCAAUAUACAAUGGGGCAUGCAAAUUAACACUUCCUAUGAAGGAUCUGUGGUUGGCAAUAUAUAUUCUAGAUGCUGUAUUGGUGUUCUUUGUCAUACCGUUUGCCAUGUUUUACUAUGAAGGAGAUCAAGAAAAGAGCAUUGGAAAAAGGGUACUUAGUGCUUUGAUGUGGGUCAUUAUGACAGCUGUUGUUGUUGGGCUUGUGCUUGGAAUUCUUUAUGGUCUUGUUGGUAAAGUUGAUUUCACCGUACGACAUCUUUCAUCUGCAACAAAUACAUUUCCAAGCAGUUGGUCUGAUCUUUCAAGCAACCGUCCUUGUAUACAAGGAACAAAUGGCAGUAGUUUACAGUGUGCUGCUUACACAGCUCGUUCAUCAUCAGAGAGUACUUGGACCAUGCGGACGACCUUUCCGGAAUAUGUUGUAGCUCUUGCUACAAUUGUUGGAUCAGUACUAUUUUCAAUAUUUGGUGGAGUAGGAAUUGCUUGUUUGCCUUUGGGUCUUAUAUUUUCUUUCCUUCGCCGACCAAAAGCGGUUAUUACUCGUGCACAAUAUAUCAAGGAGGCGACUGAAUUAGGGAAGCGGGCAAGAGAUAUAAAAGAAGCAGCUGCGGCACUUCAAAGAGAGGAGAGAAGUGGUAAUAAAGGAAGGAAAUGGCGCAAGAAUGUUAAGGCAGUUGAGAAGGAGCUUCUUUUUCUAGAAGAAGAUGUUAAAGGUUUAGAGGAGAUUUAUCCCCAGGGAGAAAAGGCAGAAGUAUCCUGGGCCUUAACUGUUCUUACCUAUAUAGGAAGAAUGAUACUCGGAAUUAUUGGGUUUGUUGUUUCUGUUGCAUGGGUUGCUCAUAUUGUGAUAUACAUGUUGAUCAACCCUCCUAUUUCACCAUUCCUUAAUGUGGUGUUCAUCAAGUUAGAUGAUGUCUGGGGUCUUCUUGGAACUGUGGCAUUUGCAUUCUUUUGCUUCUAUCUUCUCCUGGCAGUAAUAGCUGGGGCAAUGGUUCUUGGUUUGAGGCUUGUUUUUAUAACAAUUCAUCCAAUGAAGUGGGGUGGAACAUUAAUGAAUUCAUUCCUUUUCAAUGUGGGACUUAUUCUUCUCUCUUCAAUCAGUGUUAUUCAAUUCUGUGCGACAGCUUUUGCUGUUUAUGCACAAGCAACUGCUGCUCAGGAAAUAUUUGGUCACACUCUGGAAUCCUUGCGUGGCAUCAAGUACCUUUACAAGUAUAAUGUCUUCCAAAUAGCUUUCAUAGUUUUGGCUGCUGUUACUAUGGUCUAUUAUUUGGCAUUUGGAUGGAAAAAACGAAAACCAAGAGGAAGGCUGCAGCUUGCUAGUUAAAACAUGCAGCUCUUGAGAUCUUAAGCAAGACCACUGCUAGGUUGUUCUGGAGAUAUGCGUUCAUACUAGAAUCUGCUAUUGGUUUGAACCGUUGAUAUCUUAAGCAAGACCAUGGUCAGGUUCUUCCAGCGAUACACUUCCAUGCUAGAAUUUGCUAUUGGUAUUAUUGGUUUCAGCUCUUGAGAUCUUGAGCAAGAUCACAGCUAGGUUAUUCUGGAGAUACACUUUCAUGCUAGCGUUUGAUACUGGUGUUAACACUUUAUUCUACCCUUGUUGAGGCAUCAUGUUUACUAAUUGUGUAUGAGAAGAUGUUACAAUGUAGAUUAGUGUAACAAAUGAAAUCCUUUUUGGCAUUUGCCUAGUAUUUAUUUUGUAGGGUGAUUUUGAUGAUUGUCUUUUGGCUCAUCCCUUGCCAAAACGCAGCAGACUUAUAUGUUGCUUUGGAGAAUAUUUGAAUGCAUGUAUAUAACAUUUUUUUGUAAAUGUGAUGUGGGUACUGAUUAUUCUGUUGAAAGCUAAUGUAUAAAAUUAAGUUGGAAAGGAA
Messenger RNA from Cryptomeria japonica (Japanese cedar), 2443 nucleotides. Its product is annotated as LIMR family protein At5g01460. The transcript has 15 exons. NCBI's taxonomy places the organism in Eukaryota, Viridiplantae, Streptophyta, Pinopsida, Cupressales, Cupressaceae. Bases 358 to 1899 code for a protein of 513 amino acids. The record is from RefSeq and is a predicted model, not a curated record.